AGCGUAUCGCCAAAGCCAUCAAACAGCUGGACCUUAGCGGCAUCAUUCUGCUUGGAGGCUUCGACGCCUUUGAGAGUCUACAUCAGUUCUGGCAGGCCAAAAGUGAACACAGAGAGCUGUGUAUCCCGAUGUGCAUGGUCCCAGUGACAAUAACGAACAACAUCCCCGGCACCGAGUUCUCUGUGGGCGCCGACUCCGCCCUCAACGAGAUAGUCAACUACUGUGACAAGAUGAAACGGGUGGCCCGGGGCAGAACCAACUGUGUCUUCGUUGUUGAGGUGCCCAUGGGUAAAAAGAACUGGCCGGACUUGAACGGAUCACAAACUUCGGAGGUAUUCCUUGUGUAUCCGGGCGAGACGAAAAAAGAAACCAAUCGAAGGGCGUGGUCUGCAGUCAAAUAA
Molecule: messenger RNA, 401 nt
Organism: Aplysia californica (California sea hare)
Lineage: Eukaryota; Metazoa; Mollusca; Gastropoda; Aplysiida; Aplysiidae
Product: ATP-dependent 6-phosphofructokinase-like
Biological process (GO): fructose 1,6-bisphosphate metabolic process; fructose 6-phosphate metabolic process; canonical glycolysis
Cellular component (GO): 6-phosphofructokinase complex
Molecular function (GO): ATP binding; monosaccharide binding; fructose-6-phosphate binding
Source: RefSeq, a predicted model, not a curated record